This is a messenger RNA of Acytostelium subglobosum LB1, 960 nucleotides long. RefSeq lists its product as hypothetical. Gene Ontology annotation, molecular function: protein binding. NCBI's taxonomy places the organism in Eukaryota, Evosea, Eumycetozoa, Acytosteliales, Acytosteliaceae. The record is from RefSeq and is a predicted model, not a curated record. The annotation marks the transcript as partial. The transcript has 4 exons. Gene Ontology annotation, cellular component: EMC complex. Gene Ontology annotation, biological process: protein folding in endoplasmic reticulum.
AUGAACGAUACAACAUACUUGUUACAACUUAGUGAUUACCAGAAUCGUAUAUGUAAAGCAAAGAGCUUUGAUUGGAAGUUAGUAGCAGACUCUCUUCGAUUCCUGCGACAGUCCAAGCUCAGAGUGCCAAUGCUUGUUGCAAGGAAUGGCUAUCGACUUGUGACCAAUCACUUCAACAAUAUAAGACAGCAUGAAGUUUAUGAUGUUGUUGAACAGGUCAUAUUGGCAUUAUUGGAAUGUGGAUUGAAUGAUCAGGCAGCAGAGCUUAUAGAGAAGGUGGCAAUCAAGUUUGGAAAGACUAGUGUUAGAGUACGUCGUUUGCAAGCGAUGCUCGAUGAGAGUCGAUCGAUAUACUACAAUGCCAACGAUACAUAUUUGGAUAUAUUGGAGAAGUACCCUGCUGAUAUGAUGUCGAUGAAGAGACAGGUAUCGAUAUUGAAGGCCAAGGGCAUGUAUGUGCAGGCGGCCAACCUACUCAACACCUUCCUACAAGUGUACAUGGGUGACUUUGAGGCCUGGCUUGAGCUCGCCUCCCUUCACAUCCGCAUGUUGAAUUACCGCAACGCUGCAUUCUGUUACGAAGAGCUCAUACUCAUUCAACCACUGCACCAUUCAAUCUACGUCAAGUAUGCAGAGAUCAUGUACAGCAUUGGAGGUGCGGAUAACUACAUCAUUGCACUCAAGUACUAUGCACAUUCAUUGGAGUUGAAUCCAUCCAACCUUGAAUCAGAGAACACAACCUACCCUCCAACCAACCUAUCAGCGAUAUAUGGCAUCAUAAUGAGUAUCUUUGCCUUUUGUAAUUGCCAUGGAGGAUCGACUAGCAAACUGCGACCGGUACAACUUGAGCUGUAUGAGUGGGCACAGGGCGAGCUGAAGCGCAUCACUACCAAGCACUCUCCACUCAAGUUGCCUCUUGUAUCAGCCUUUAUCAAUGCAACCAAUGUAAAGCAGGAGUCA